AUGGCAAACUCUGGAGGUCAUGGAAUCAAUCCCUCAGCUUUCGCUUCCAGCUCGUCAGACAUUAUACCCUAUGCUCCAGGGAGGUAUUAUCAGCCAGGACAUAUCAUAGGCGAGGAGGAGGAUCCACCUGCCUCCGCUGCCCCAUCAUCAUCUACAGACCGGAAGUCCAGAAACAAACUUCACUUUUUCGAUAACGUCAACGAUCCAUCGAGUGGUACUGAAGAGCAAGAACAAGAACCUAGUUCUAGGAAUCCUUGGGAAGAGGGAUUCAGAAGUGUACGGGAGACGAUGUCUAGUAUCUUCUCAAGUAAGAGGAAUGAGCCAAAUAUGGAUACAAAGCGUGAAUCUUCCAUACCACCCAGGCCGACCGUUGAGGAUUACCCAGAAGAAACCAAAAAUGCCAACGACAGUUGGGGACCAUCUUGGAAUUUUGAUUCCAGCCGAGCAGGGACAACGAACGACAGACAUACCAGAGAAGAGGAGCCUGAAAGAGGUCGAUCAAACCAAAGGGGUGCUGAGCGAUUUCGUCCAGGGUACGAAGAUCGAUUUGAUUCUACCCAAAGUACCAAUCGCUUUCCUCGUCAACGUUCACCUGAAAAUCCAAAACAACAAAGAUCAGCCACUCCUUUCACCAAAGAUAUCCUUUCAAGUUCCGAGUCUGGGUCUGACUCUGAGUCGAAUGACGAAAUGCCAUCGAACGAUACAUCGAGACACUAUUAUAUGAGCGGAGCAAAUGGACCUGGAGACUCGAAAGAUAAUAGAUUUCAUAAUUUCUUCUCUCGUCGGAAAUCUUCCUACAACCAGCCUCAGCCUCAACCUAGAGGUGAUACGUAUUAUCCUCAAAUGUCGACUGAACAAAGUACAUCACCUUUCAUAGGAAGAAUUCGGAAUAGGCUGAAGAAGAGAAGAAGUGGCGAUGACUCUACUGGACAACGUACGAAUAUCUUCGGAAGUGCAAAUACCUCCCAAUACCCUCAUUACGGAGGGUAUCCAUUAUCUCCCAUGGAUCCAUCGAUGGGAUAUAUGGGUCAGCCAUCAUCUCCUUGGAUGACCCCUUCCAUGGACCAUUUUUAUGGUGGAUAUGGGGAACCACCAAUGAUGGACCCAAGUAUGAUGAUGGGUAUGACUCGAAGUAUGAUGGGAAUGCAGCCCAGUAUGAUGGGGACCAACCCGAAUAUUAUGAGUUACGGAAGCGGCUUUUGGGGAUGGGGUCCAUCUCCCCCGACAUACAAUCAAAGUAUCGGAUCACACCCAGGGUUCUUCCCCGCAGGUCCAGAGCCGAUCGAUAACCGUCUCAGUAGACUGACUGCAGCUCGAGUAGCUAUAGAGGCCAAAGCGGCGGCGGCGGCAGCAGCAUCGGCGGCAACUACUACUCCCACGGGGUCUAUGGCAGCAUCCACUACACCUACUAAUUUAUCACAGCUGUUGGGUGGCUCAGCACACUCUCAUCCACUCGCUAGUCAGCUGAGCUCACUGGGCGGUCAGUCAAACGCGACCGAUCCAAACUCGCGCUGGCCCGAACCACGUAUAGCAAAUUAUCAAGGUCGAAGAAUUGAGAUACCACCAUUUCGAACUCUUCAAGAAGCGAUCUCAGCACAGAUGUCGGAAUCACAGUUCGGCCCUUCGUUUGGAAAUACCCAGCAAUCCGAUCUGAACUCCCGAUCGAUGCAGGAUCGUUUGGUCACAUUGCAGACGGGUACGGGUCAAUCAUUCCGGGUUUCUGUACCUGCCGGAAGAUCUGUCAAUGAAGUGGUGGACUCGCUACGGAUGAGUGGUCAACUGACAGGUUGA
Molecule: messenger RNA, 1791 nt
Organism: Kwoniella botswanensis
Lineage: Eukaryota; Fungi; Basidiomycota; Tremellomycetes; Tremellales; Cryptococcaceae
Exons: 4
Coding region: 1-1791 (596 amino acids)
Source: RefSeq, a predicted model, not a curated record